AGUCUAUAAAGCUUCAGCUUAGAUGAGGUCAGUGCCAAAAGAGAAAGACAGUUGACAACCUGCAUCAUGGAAUGGGCUAGUACGCUCAUUCUCCUCCUUGCGGUCUUUAUUUUUUGCCAUCUGCUUAUAAACCCUAAGAGGAAACAAUUGCACAAGGGAAGACUUCCUCCGGGACCCACUCCCCUGCCCCUGAUUGGGAAUUUCCUGCAAAUCAAGCCAGCUGAAACAUUAAAAUCUCUUCUCAAGCUACGUGAAAAAUAUGGCCCUGUUUUCACCGUCUAUUUUGGGACAAGUCCAGUUCUGAUCUUAUGUGGACACCAAGCUGUGAAGGAGGCUUUGGUAGACAAGGCAGAAGAGUUCAGCGGAAGGACUACCAUGCCUUCAAUGGUGCCUUCCUUCGAAGGAUAUGGAAUGGCCUUUUCCAAUGGACAACGGUGGAAGGAACUGCGCCGGUUCACCCUCACCGUCUUGAGGAAUUUUGGAAUGGGGAAAAAAUCUAUUGAAGAGCGAAUUCAAGAGGAGGCCCAAUUCUUGCUUGAAGAAUUUCGGAAUACAAAGGAAAAGCCUUUUGAUCUUACCUUCAUCCUCAGCCGGGCAUUCGCCAACAUCAUUUGUUCUAUUGCUUUUGGGAAUCGUUUCGACUAUGAGGACAAGGAAUUCCAGGCCCUCAUGGUGAUGGCAAACAAGUUCUUCUGGGAGAUGAGCACCUCCUGGGCUCAGUUCUAUGACAUGUAUGCCAACUACCUGAAUUACAUUCCUGGAAUCUACAAUAAGAUCUAUGAUUGCAUGGACAUAAAGCUCUUCAUUGCCAAGAGAAUCAAGAAGAACCAAGAGACCCUGGACCCUAAUUUCCCACGUGACUAUAUUGAUUGCUUCCUCAUCCAAAUGGAAAAGGAAAAAGACAAUCCAGACAGUGAAUUUAUUAUGAAGAACUUGGAGGUCAGCGUUCUUAAUCUGAUCCUUGGAGGAACAGAGACGGGCAGUCCCACCUUGAAAUAUGGCUUCCAGUGUCUGAUGAAAUAUUCUGAAGUGCAAGCAAAAGUGCAUGAAGAAAUUGAUCGAGUGAUUGGCCGUAAUCGUGUCCCAAACAUUGAAGAUCGGAGGCAAAUGCCGUAUACAGAUGCCGUUAUCCACGAAGUGCAGAGAUGCAGUGAUAUCCUUCCUUUGGAUUUGGUACAUAUGGUUACUCGUGACACUGAAUUCAGAGGAUAUCAUAUCCCUAAGGGGAUGACAGUCUACCCAAUACUCAGCACUGUCUUGCAUGAUCCCACAAUGUUUAAAAGUCCCAAUGCUUUCAACCCAGAGAACUUCUUGGAUGAGAAUGGGCGUUUCAAGAAGAAUGAUGCAUUUGUGCCUUUCUCCUCAGGGAAAAGGAUCUGCCUGGGUGAAGCCUUGGCCCGCAUGGAGCUUUUCCUCUUCUUCACCACCAUCCUGCAGAAUUUCCAACUAAAGUCCCUUAUUCCCCCUGAAGAUAUUGACCUCACUCCUCAGAUGAGUGGCUUUUACAACAUCCCACCCUUUUACCAGCUCUGUGUCAUCCCACGCUGAGCCUGAGGUUGCUUUCCCCCAUACAUGGAGCAUGAUUGUUCUUAACAGAACUGGGUUGCCAUCUACGUUUGGGGUGGCAUGGAAUGUAUUACCCAUCCACAGACCCAAAUCACAAAAACUUCUACAUAACAAAUUGCAAUUUGUUUUGGGUACCAUUCCAUCAAUGUAUAAGUUACCAUCUCUAUGCCUUGAAGUAAUUUCUUAUUUGGAUGGCUGCAACCUUACUUUUGCCAGAGAAUGUUGUCUUUGGAUUCUGUCCUUGAAAGCCACUUUAGGUCAUGCUGCAGGAAAAGAUGACAUAUAAAGUAAGUAGGUAUGGCAGUAAGCACACAAAUAUAUAAAUAUUGUGCCACAUUGUCAGUUUUGUAUAAAAUGUAGAAUAAUACUUUUUAAAGUC
Messenger RNA from Anolis sagrei ordinatus, 1945 nucleotides. Its product is annotated as cytochrome P450 2G1-like. Gene Ontology annotation, molecular function: iron ion binding; arachidonate epoxygenase activity; heme binding. The record is from RefSeq and is a predicted model, not a curated record. Gene Ontology annotation, biological process: xenobiotic metabolic process; epoxygenase P450 pathway. Lineage: Eukaryota; Metazoa; Chordata; Lepidosauria; Squamata; Anolidae. Gene Ontology annotation, cellular component: cytoplasm; intracellular membrane-bounded organelle.